CUUCGAUAAAAAGGACCGUUAAAAAAAAAAUCAAAAAGUGAGAAUUUCUUUUGCGACCCCUGGUCCCGUUUUGUUAAAAGCUUUCUGUUACACAAUUUGCACAUUUCUACAAUGGCUCCAUAUAUAUACUAAAAAUGUAUGCAUGAUUUAUAAGAUAAUACACCAAAAACUGGUAUUCGACUCCAAAUGUUCGUCUUUAAUUAGACUUCUUCAGGGCAGACUAAUAAACGAAUACCAGUUUUUGGUGUAUUGUAUUAAUUCUUCCGGUUCAAGAUCACGACUAUUUGGGCCUUUUGCAUCGAUUCAUAAUUUAUAAGAAGUACUAAGAGUGGAAAUAGUAAUGUAAAACACCAAAAAAAAGGCGAGUGUCUUAUCGGAUUUUCAAAUCUCACCUUCUUGCUUGGCUUUUAUCGUGUGUAACGCAAGCGAGCGUGACAGUAACCUAGACAUGUACCAUGGUAGCUAUGGCAACCCACGCUUCAGCUGAGCGUGCUUGGAAAGGCGCAGCAUUCUAUUGGUUUCUUUCUUCUUUUGUCUUUUUAUCGAAAACAGUACAAUGGCGAUAUUAAAAAUAUUGAUUUCGCAGAAUAUGCUGCAAAAUACGAUAUUUUUUCCUAAUCCUCCCAUUGUUGCGUAUCUCAUUACCAGGAUUAAUUAUCGCUAACGAGCCCAAACUUCUUGUUGAUUGACCUCAACAGGCCGACUUUUUCAAAGCUUUUUAGCUACCGCUUUGCCAAAUACCGAUCAUUUAUUCGAAAGUUUGAACCUUAAACAAGUUAUUGACUUCCAAAUGGAUUUGGUUACACUGAAUUUCCACAUUGCACGUGAGCGAUUCCAAGACGUCCAGUCUGCUUACAUCGCCAAAGCCAACGUCUCAAUGCAAAGAGUGCGUACCUAGAUCCGCGGGCACCCUGUGCUAUCCUCACUUCUUGGCACCAUCCUGGUGAUGUCACUAAUCCCGGUGACUCUGAUUGGUGGGUUCGUGCUUCUUUGUGCCUCGCCCUUUAUCAUUGGUGGGAUGAUAAUAGCAGCACCCUUUGUGCUGAGCUCGCUGUGUGCUCUGGCAGCCUUUCUUUGUUUUGGAGCACUAAUGGUCUUUAUUUGCUACAUACUUCACUUUGUCUACAUCCGGGUGUAUGACAAGUCACACGGGACAAUACAUGUCUUAGUGGGAUACAUAUCUGACAUGACGCAACCUUUGGGCUUGGUGCGUGCCCUGUGUAAGGAGGGGUUCUUUUCGCUUGGACUCGCUACUCUGAAGACGUGCGUAAUGGAAAUGGUGCGCCGAACGGGGAGAUACGGACUCGCGAUCCUGCGCAGAGCUGCAAAACAACCGCAUAAUUGGACCUCCUUGGUCCGCUUCCUGAUGGAGUUGUGGUUGACACCUGUCCGUGUGCUAGCCAAGGCGGCCAUCAUGGCGGUCGUCAUUCCAUACCGUGUAUGGCGCAAAGUGGUAGGGUUCGUCACCGGAGUCAUCACCCUCAUUACCGACGUGGUGUACCAGGUCUUCGGGAUUCGCCUUCGGAUGAUAUUCAAUACCAUUAUCAGCGUUAUUCACCAGGCUGCGUAUAACAUCAUUAUAUUCUGGGUGCACAUGAUUCUGGGUGCUUGCGGGAUGGUCGCGGGACACGCACGAGAAAUACUACACUUUCCGCAACGAGUCAUGCUACGAGCCCGCGAUAACAUUAUUCGAAUCCAGCACCUCACAUACCGCGCACGCGCCGUGCCGAUCCUUGGGUUCGUGUCUUACAUCUGCGACGCCGCGAUAUUCAUCCCGUCCCUAGUUAUAACCAAUACCAUCAGCACGAUCUUUUCACUUGUUGAGCACGUGAUCCUAGUCUUCCUCAGCUGUGUAGAGGCAAGUCACUCACGUGCACGGAACGUGGUCAACUCAUACGUCAGUCUACCACGGGGAGUCAUCUACGUGCUCGCGCGUGACUAUUGUUGGGUAAGGCCGCUGGAUACUAUUCGGACGUGGUUACGUCACAACGUAGAGCUACCCGAAAUCCUUUGCGAUGUAGCCGAGACUGCAUUCGCAAAUGAAGUUACCAAGGUAACGGGUCGCUCCUCUCACCGUGUUAACCGGAGACGCAGCACGUCGACAUAGACGCUGCGCAAGCGCGUUUGCAGUUUAUCUGGUGACUUUUAGUGACUUCUCAGAACCAGUUCUCUUAAUAUUCAAUACUCGGCUUGUGAAUUAACUCCUUUUUCCUUUUUUAAAAAAAUCUGGUUUAAAAAAUAUGCUUCGUAAUUCAAUGUUGAUAAAUAAAAAUAUAGUAAAAACUCGUGAGAAUUAAUUUUGCAUCACCCUACUUAUAUAUAUUUUGCAUCACAAAAAUGAUAUUUUUUUAUUUUCCUUGCAGAGAAUUGAAGUAAAAUACCUUUGU
Molecule: messenger RNA, 2387 nt
Organism: Nematostella vectensis (starlet sea anemone)
Lineage: Eukaryota; Metazoa; Cnidaria; Anthozoa; Actiniaria; Edwardsiidae
Product: G-protein coupled receptor 161
Exons: 2
Coding region: 947-2107 (386 amino acids)
Biological process (GO): G protein-coupled receptor signaling pathway
Cellular component (GO): membrane
Molecular function (GO): G protein-coupled receptor activity
Source: RefSeq, a predicted model, not a curated record